Poeciliopsis prolifica (blackstripe livebearer) is the source of this 3264-nucleotide messenger RNA. RefSeq names its product TSC22 domain family protein 2-like. Bases 646 to 2790 code for a protein of 714 amino acids. NCBI's taxonomy places the organism in Eukaryota, Metazoa, Chordata, Actinopteri, Cyprinodontiformes, Poeciliidae. Gene Ontology annotation, biological process: regulation of transcription by RNA polymerase II. The record is from RefSeq and is a predicted model, not a curated record. The transcript has 4 exons.
UUGUCAGGAGAGAGGGAGGGAGCUGUCGGCGCUGUUAAGAUUACCACUUGUUUCAAGCGGAACAUUUUGAGGUCUGUUCGCUCUUCCACUAUAGAUAGUAACAAAGUAAAGUGUUCUUGACGGACGUCUUGACGCCAGUGAAGUAGCUGAGUGCGCUUUCGUGAAGAUGUCUCGUAUACUUGUACCGACGUAGAGGGGGAGUGUGCGGCGGCAGCCACUUGGCUUGAAUUGUUAGCUAGCUCAGCUCAGGGCUGCGGGGCCUCCUUAGCUCAAAGUAGCUCCUGCAGCUGGGCAACACUCUGCGACAACGGCCGGCCGACGAGUGGACAGCCGGGGAAGCAGCAGGCCGGUCCGGGCUGACUUUAAAUUCAGUCGUCGUACGAGCAGCUUUCGGCGGUGUCAGGACCCCCUUGUACUGCUGGACAAGGAGACGCGGAGUGUGGAGUUCAGCUUCAUGAAACGCAACAGGAGACCGAGAGAGGAAGAGGAUGGCGCAGAUUCAUCUUGAUUACAGCUAAAUAGGAAGAGGAAAACCAGACCCGAGUGUUGGAAAUAAGACGGAAAGCUUCCACCAGCUCACCUCUUUUUGAAGGGAGGAGCAAAUAAAAACACAGCCAUACGGGACCCGGAAUCUGACGGAACAACAUGUCGAAGAUGCCGGCCAAGAAGAAGAGCUGCUUUCAGAUCACAAGCGUGACUCAGGCCCAGGUGGCGGCCGUGGGGGCCGCCGACGACACCGAGAGUCUAGACGACCCGGACGAGUCGCGAACUGAGGACAUGUCGUCGGAAAUAUACGACGUGUCGCGAGCUGAGUACGAGCCCGCGUGCGAGAGGAGUUCCUCCGACGAAGCUCUGAAUAACGUCGGAGAGGCGGAGGCGCCAGCAAACGCACCUCAGGCCACUCUGCCGCCUGGGCCGGGAGGUAACACAACCGAACCGAGGAAGGUUGUCGGCUCCGGUUCGGUUCAUGGCGGUCAGAACCAGCUGGGUAUUUCCCUGACACCUGGAGCGGUCCAGCUUCAGCCAACUGCUACAGCCAGCCCCAGCGUGUCAGCCAAUACCUCCCAGCCUGCUGGAGGGUCCAGCUCUGCAACCUCCACGGUGAGCUGCUCAUCACGCUUCAGGGUCAUCAAACUGGAUCAUGGUACCGGAGAACCAUUCCGGAGAGGCAGGUGGACUUGUACAGAGUUCUACGAGAAGGACUCAGGGACUGACAGCAUAAGGCACGGCAGCGUAACCCUGGACCCUGCUGCAGAGAGGGAUAGUGGGCUUGGACCUUCAGUAGGUUCCACAGUGUCCCCGGCUACUCACUCUGGGCCUGGCUUGGGGUCCAUGGCGGAAGGAUCUCCCGCUUUGCUACCGCCACAAGUUCUGCAUCAGAACUACAGCAACCAGCAGCAUGCAGGCAGUACUUCGGCCACACACACUUCCUUCUCCAGCGUGAAACCCGUAACCCUUCCUUCUCAGUCAUCCAUAGGGGGUCUUCAGCCUCACGCGGCUCAGAGCAUGCUUCCCGUCGGACAGAACGGUCUGCCCCACUCUGAAGUUCUCAUACAGAAGUCCCCAAUGAUGCCUCCUCCUUAUGCGCCCCAACAGCCAGUUCCCGGAGUCCACCCGAUCGCCAGCCAGACGUCAGGACUGGCACAGCACCAGACGGAGUAUUACCCUCAGCCUCAGCAUGCGUCCAUACCUCCAGGACUUCCCGGGGGAACACAGGCUCUUCCGGUGUCGAGCCUCUCUGCUGUGACCGGUGGACACAUCCCGGCUCCGGCUUCUGCAGUGAGUCAGGCUGGAGAUGUCGGUCCAGCGGUGGUGGGGGUUGUCUCUUCAGGACCACCAGCGCCUCAGACUGUAGGGUUUGGGGUCCCCGGGGGGCCCGUUUUGCUUCCGCUUCAGACUGUGACUCAGUACGCCCCAGCCGUACAACCUCAGCCCAUGGGCCACCCCGUGGUUACCGGUGUGCAAAACGUGCCUGCAGUCGGAGGUGGUUGCAGUGCACCUGCGAGCGCUGCCGCCACCGCCGCCACUGUGCUCAGUGCCUCCAGUGCGACCAUGCCAAAUGCGACGACUUCCAGCUUGCCUCCUGGUUUGAUAGCCCACACCAAGACUCCGGGGUUAUUGGGGGUGCAGGGCCUCCCUGCCACCGGGUUCGGACAGGUAGAGGCAAGCGGAAGGAAGUCAGAGGGAGCGGCCAUUGCACAGUCUCCGGUUGUGUCUGGGAGGGACGGCGGGAAACCCUUCAUGCCUGAGGCCCUGCAGCUCUCCACUCCUACUGUCACAAGCCUGUUUGGAAUCCUACCUGUCGAUGGGGAGGAGGACAGGAACCCCUCCACGGCUUUCUACCAGGCCUUCCAGUCUGGAAGCAGAUUAAGAGACUCAAAGGCUCACAGCGAUAGUGCCUCUGGAACCAACAUUGUUGCCAUUGACAAUAAGAUUGAGCAGGCAAUGGACCUGGUGAAAAGCCAUCUGAUGUAUGCAGUGCGUGAGGAGGUGGAGGUUUUAAAGGAGCAGAUCAAGGAGCUGUUUGAGAGGAACUCUGUGCUGGAGCGGGAGAACGCCGUGCUCAAAUCUCUAGCUAACAGCGAGCAGCUAUCUCAGCUAACGGCUCAGACUGGCGCCGGCCCGGCCGCCGCUGCCACCGCCGCGGCCCCUGGGUCCACCUCCCCCCCCGGCCUCCAGCAGCUCCAUCCGAAACCCCAGCAGCUCCAGCCUCAGCAGCCCCAGACUCAGCAGCCCCAGACUCAGCUCGAUGCUGGCCAACAACCGCAGCCCAACGUCACCUCCGCUUGAAGUGCGUCUGCCCUGCUUCACACAGGGCAGAAACAAAGCAUCUCCUUGUACAACUUAAUAUAAUUAGUAUAUGUGAAAUUUAAAAGAAAGAAACUGUCUUUAGCCACCAGCUUGACCACAAAGUACAGUGCUUCUGUGUGUGUAUGUGUGAGCGCGCGGCUCGCGUGUGUGUAGGUGUGUUAGCACGCUAGAAAGCGAGACUGUGAACUGGUUUUGAAAUGUAUGUGUGUGUCUGUACUGUGGGCCUUUCCAGUGUUAAUGCAAUCAUCAAAGGGUGUGUGUGUCUGUGAGAGAGAGAGAGAGAGAGAGAGGCUAACCGGAAGUGUGAGAGGGAUGCGUGGCAAGCAGGCUGGAGCGACUUCAGAACCAAACCCAAACUGCACCGCCUGACCUGAAACACGCUCAAAGGGGUUCACCGGCGAAAAAAAAAAAGAGACAGACAGGAAGUAGAAAAAAAGUGCUUAUUUUUUUAAA